GGCCAGUCCUUACUCCUCACCAACCCGACGCAACUCCGUGUCCAUGACCCCAACAGGAUUCCUUCCUCCAUUUUCCUCUCCAUUAUGCACGCUGUAACAAUGUCAAUUGCUUCCUUGUCUGUCCCUUCCGUUGGCCAUUGUUGCCGUAAUUCUCCUCCUUUCUCUCUCAAAUCCGCUUUCUUCUCAAAACCCCAAAAACCCCAUGUCAAUUUCACCCUCAAAACCUCCCAAAAGAGAUGUACCCAUGUAGUUUCAAUGAGCAUGGAGGCGGGUAUUGGGGUGAUGGGUACAAAGCUGGGGAUGAUGAGCUACUUUGAGACUGAUGGAACGGUUGUGCCCGUCACGGUUGUGGGGUUUCGAGAGGGCAAUAUAGUAACCCAAAUCAAGACUGAGGCCACUGAUGGGUAUGAUGCUGUUCAGGUUGGGUACAGGAGGGUAAGGGAUAGGAAGCUGACGAAACCGGAGUUGGGGCAUCUGGAGAAGGCUGGGGUGAUCCCAAUGCGGCAUUUGCAGGAAUUCAGGCUGCAGAGUUUGGAUGGGUUCGAGGUGGGUCACAGGUUGGCCAUAGGGGAGAUUUUUAACGAGGGGGAUUUAGUUGAUGUUUCUGGAACUACUAUUGGGAAAGGGUUUCAAGGUGGAAUAAAGCGGCAUAACUUCAAAAGGGGUCCAAUGACUCAUGGAUCCAAAAGUCAUAGAGCUUUAGGAUCUAUUGGUGCUGGAACAACACCAGGUCGUGUAUACAAGGGGAAGAAGAUGCCGGGAAGAAUGGGGGGAACCAAAAGAAAGAUCCGAAAGCUGAAGAUUGUGAAAAUUGACAAGGAUCUUAAUGUUGUGAUGAUUAAAGGCGCCGUUCCUGGUAAGCCUGGAAAUCUGCUUCGCAUAACUCCGGCUAAAAUUGUUGGUAAAAACAUACCAAAGAACUAGCUGGAUGUAGUCUACAUUGUUUAGUUUCAGGGUAUAUUUUGCAUUCUCAUAACCUAAUAUUCUAUGUAAAUUGCUAUUUAAUCUUUGAAGUAUCAAUUUAGAUUUCAGUUGUUAGCAUCUUUUGAUGCAUCAUCAGGUGCAUGGUUUUAAUGGAAAUCUAAAUAAGUUUUUUUAGUUGAGCUCUGACUCAGAUGAUUUCUCUAUUUACAAAAGCACUAAUGGGUUGAUCAGUCAUGCAGAGCAAACCACAUAUUCUUUGUAAAUACUUCCUAUAUCACUGUUAUAAUGAUCUCAUCUUCAUGAGUUGUAGUCUUGUACAUUAAAAGAAAAUUGGUUUAAUGACAAACUAGAAAUAGAAUAUUUUCAGAACAUGGAAUUGAGCUUAGCUUAAAAAAGAGCAUGUCCUUUUCAUUUACCUCAUGUAUUAUCUAGGAGCAAUUGCAUUUACAUAAUUGAAAGAGAUGGCUAUGAAUGCUUGGAUUAAGUUUCACUUAUAUGGCAGGGUUCUUUCAUUUACCUCGUGAGGGCUUGGAUCAACUGUAGUAUCUUUUCUUUUCAGUUUUCGAUCUAUUGGAGCAUUAAUAUACUCGGUAUUUGUAGGAGUCUAAACCCUUGAUUUGAUCUUCAAAAUCAAAACUUAAUUAGAUA
Messenger RNA from Rubroshorea leprosula, 1572 nucleotides. The record is from the annotation of a GenBank genome assembly. NCBI's taxonomy places the organism in Eukaryota, Viridiplantae, Streptophyta, Magnoliopsida, Malvales, Dipterocarpaceae.